AUGAUGUACACUGGCCUGUUGCUUCUCCUGGCUGGUGCAGCUGCAAUUAUUGUUUUUGGGCUCUAUAGAGCUAUGCCCAUUAUCUUGGCGGCAACAACGACAACCGCGACACGUCAAACGGAAGCGAUCGAACAACAGCGUGACUUCAAGAUCCACCACCUCAACAAAUGUGUUGCGAACCCGUCAGGGACAGAUACAGGCAUUGAUAUUAUCGCCAUCCAUGGGCUAGACACAACUUCAAAAGAGACGUGGACAUGGAAAGAUCCUCGUGAUCUUGAGAAUAGAGAGAUGUGGGUCAACUGGCUGGCCGAUGAACACAUGCUUCCUGCAGAGGUUCCCGGCACCCGCAUCUUCGCAUGCGACUGGCCAGCAAAACUCUUCGAAGCAAAAGACUCGGUCCCAUUCAAGAUCGAAGAGCUUGCUGCAUCCCUUCGCCAAUGUAUUCUUGAAUUGAAUCCAAGAGGGGACCGGCAGAUUCUCUUCAUCGCCUCAUGUCUUGGAGGGGUUAUUUUGAUGCAGGCUCUUGCCGAGGCCAAAGACCAAUAUGCGACUAUUCGAGAAGCCACUCGUGGGAUUAUUUUUCUCGCAACGCCAUUCCGUGGCACUUCGUUUCAAGACGUAGCCUUGUGGGCGCAGCCGGGUUUACAAGCCUGGGCAUCAAUUCGCGAUCAGCAGCUGACUGAGCUUCUUGAAUGGGUAAAGUCAUCGGAAUUUGGUCUUGUAUAUCUCGUAGGCGAGUUUACCCGAAUAUGCGUCAAUCCAAACAACGAAGGACUUAAAGUGAUUACUUUCUAUGAGAAACGACAUUCACGCCUCUUUGCGAAAGUUCCCUUCUCUUCAUGGCUGCUGCCAUCGGGAAAGAAAGUGCUCGUUGAUAUGGAUUCUGCGACGCUAGAUUGUGUUCCAGACCGAAUCGCACUCGACCGACCCCAUGUCAUGAUGAACAAGUUUCGUGGACCAAAAGACACCGACCCGCACUAUGGGACAGUUGUGAGAAAUAUACAGGACCUUCUUGCCAAGAUUCAGACUGGAACAACUCUCGAGCAGGCAGACAAUUGGAUACGCAAAGAGCACUAUACUCCAGAGAAACUCAACAUUAUGCGGCUUUCGGGAGACCUUUUGGACAAAGGCCAAUCCUACAUCAAUCUCGUAAUUGUGGAGCAGAUCGACUUGAGCACGUCUGCCCAAAACCGUUCGAAAGAGGAAAACUCGGCGCCGCGCUCCUCUCCCUUCUCGCUUCUUGCGCGACAGAAAGUCGAGCUGCCAGAAGAGAAUGCCCAGCUUCGUUUGGCAGACAUUUUUAACCAGCGCAAAAGAUCCGAUGGCACUGAAAUCUUACCUCGAAAAAUCUUGAUACGUGGACGCGCCGGCGUUGGCAAGACCACUUUAUGCAAGAAGCUGGUCCAUGAUUUCAUGGAAAACAAGAUGUGGAAUAGUUUGUUCGAUCGUGUGCUCUGGAUUCCUCUACGAAAUCUGAAGCAACAAGCAAGCCCUGGAUACGACCUCACGACCCUCCUACGUCAUGAAUUCUUCCGAUUUUCGGAAGAGGAUAGCAAACGUUUUGCUAAAGAAUUAUGUACAGCACUUGUACGCGAACGGACCCUUUUCGUCCUUGACGGUUGGGAUGAAGUGGCUGAGCAAGGCAAGGGUGACGAUAUAUUUAGCGAGCUCCUCAGCCAGUCUAACAUCAUCGUCACAUCACGACCAUCUGCGACUCUUCCGCACGGCAUCAAUAUCGACCUUGAGCUAGAGACUAUCGGCUUCAGCCCAGCACAAGUAGACGAGUAUAUUGAUAAAGUUCAUGGGAAGAAAGUGGAUGAGAUCAAGGCGUUCCUCCGGACCCAUGAGCUGGUUCAGAGUCUUGUUCGCAUACCAAUACAGCUAGAUGCUUUCUGCUACUGCUGGGACGACAUUGGGAGCGAGUGUAAUCAGAAGCCUAAUACGAUGACGUCGCUCUACCAGGCCAUCAAUUCGAGUCUCUGGAAGAAGGAUAUCAUACGACUCGAGAAGAUGUUUCGGGGGAAAUACAUCACAGAAAAGUUAUUGAGUGAUAAUUUCCAGACGUUCAUAGAACUUCAUGUCAAGGACGAGCUGCGUUUCCUCGAGCACCUUGCCUUCUCUGGACUAGUUGCGGGUAAAGUGGAGUUCGGGUUUGGAGACUGGCAAAACGCCCGUCGUCACUCUGAGCUCCAGUUUGCGCCAAACGACAGCUUGCCGCGCCUCUCGUUCAUACGAACUUCAAACCAAUCAGCCAAGACCGAACAUCAGUCGUAUCACUUCAUACAUUUGACAUUCCAAGAGUACUUUGCGGCACGAUUCUUCGUUCGGCAUUGGGAAAGGAAAGAGGACCGUGAGAUGAAGUACACAGUGUUUGGCCAAAAGAGCGUCGAGACGAUCUCGCCGGUUGGUUUCCUCCGACAGCACAAAUAUGCUACAGGAUAUGACAUUAUGUGGCGCUUUGUUGCUGGCCUUCUGGACGAACAAGACCGAAGUUUCGAACUACUCAGUGAGAUUGAACGGGAAUCAUCCGAUCUUCUUGGACCCUCUCAUCAGCGAUUGAUUAUGCACUGCUUGAGCGAAGUAGCGCUUACAGGCUCCCAGCCGCAUCGAAACGAUUUCGAGCAGAGACUUUCAGAUUGGCUUCUGUUUGAAUACAGUUUAACGAAACGCGCAGGUCUCGCUCGUGAAAACGAGUUUCCCGACAAUUCUCUUCAGAUUGCAUUCCAACAAGGGAGCAUCGAAGUCAAAUCCGCAAUCCUAAAAUCCAUUGAACGACGAACUUGGUCCAACGAGAUUUCAGAUACGAUAGGCUGCUUCAUCGGGCAAAAUGAUGAUAAACUACGUCACGAAACCAUAAAGGCCAUGCAAUACCAAUCUGCAUUAUCCAUGAAGACUGUUGAUGUUCUUGUUGGACUGCUUAAGGACACCGAUCAUGACACCAGCCAGAUACUUCGCGUAUUAUUGAAUCAGUCAAAUUUGUCGGAUGCGCAUAGCGAACUUCUGGCUCAGGAAGUAUACGGGCAUUUGGACUCUUGGAGCGAGGCAACAUGUGAUUUUUUUAGCAAUAUCUUUCAUAAGUCACCAGGGUGUGCGUCAUUUGCAAAGGCUUUUGUUCGGUGUCUUAACAGCACUACCCCCCAGAAGAGUACUGGCGGGUAUAGAGCAAUUGCUGGACUGCGGAAUUUGCCUGAAGCUGUCAUCGAGUUCAUUGGUGAGCAGCUUAAAGAUUCAGAAGCUGAUGUUUCGGCAUUAAAAGCUCUACAGCGUCAGCGAGCACUGCCUCAAGCCAUGGACGCUAGCAUUAAGAAGCUUAAAGACCCAGAAUAUAUUGUGCGUGGUGAGGCGCUCAGAGUUCUGAAAAAGGAAAAUCAGUCAGCACUGCCUCAAGCAACCGUUGAGGUAAUUGUUGAAUGCAUGAAUGAUGAUGUAUGGUAUGUGCGAGAGACUGCGCUCGACGUGCUAGCGGAUCAAUCAGUAUUGUCGAAAGCAAUCGUUGAUGCAAUCGCCAAGAAGCUUGCCGACAAAAACGCUUAUGUACGGAGGGCUGCUGUGCGUGCUUUGGGGGCCCAGUCACCAUUACCUAAAUCAAUCCACCAGACUAUCUCUGGACUACGCACAGAUGAAGAUAACAAUGUGCGACGGGCGGUCCAAGACGUUCUGAAGCAGCCAGUGUUGCCUCGGGUCCUCAUUGAUGCUAUCAUCCAACGGAUGGAGGAUACAGCAGAAAGUAGCCAUCGUGCUAUUGAAAGUAUUUUAGAAGACCAAACAAAUCUACCUAAAAUGGCCUUCGACAUAAUCACUCAACGGAUACGAGUCGCAGGUACAGAAAUUCGCCAAGCUACUAUCAAAGCUCUCUUAAGUCAGCCAGUGUUACCUAAGGCCGUCAUCAAAGAUAUGAACGAACAGCUCAACGGCACAGAUCCCGAUAUACGAAAAACCAUAUUGAAGGCCUUGAUGCCGCGGUCAAAAUUGCCUGAAGAAACUGUGGUGGCUACUACGGAGCAGCUUGAAGAUCCAGAAUUUGCUAUACGAGAGGCCGCGUUGCGAGCCUUAAGACAUCAGCCAGUAUUACCUUACCCAACCGUGGUGGCUAUUACGGAGCAGCUUGAAGAUCCAGAACUUGCUAUAUGGGAGGCCGCGCUACAAGCCCUAGAAAAUCAGCCAGCAUUACCUCACCCAACCAUAGAGGCUAUCAUUAAGAGGGGUGGGGCCGCCGGAGAUUACACUCAAUGGGAGAUUCGUAGAAUACUAGAGCGGCAACCACUUUUUUUUGAAGUGGCUACAAAUAUGUUUGCCACGCGUGUUGGUGCCGACGAGGGUACAAGACAACAUCUUGAGUCUACCACGCAUUCAUUCGAUCAAAUCCUAAGAUUUCUUUGCAAAAUUCUUCUUGAGCAAAGUUUUGAAGAGUCGCUAAGCUAUUAUACUCACAAAGAUAUCGUUUGGGUCGACAACGGAAGCGGUCAGCUGAAGUUUGACUUCAGCCAUAAUCCCAAUAUGGUUCACCAGAUACGAAGUGCUAUAAUAGCUUCUCGGCCUGAAGGAUAUCCGUCGCAUGAUCCUGUUUGGAAGAAAUCCCACGUGGUCGAAUGA
This is a messenger RNA of Pestalotiopsis fici W106-1, 4593 nucleotides long. RefSeq lists its product as uncharacterized. The transcript is spliced from 3 exons. NCBI's taxonomy places the organism in Eukaryota, Fungi, Ascomycota, Sordariomycetes, Amphisphaeriales, Sporocadaceae. The record is from RefSeq and is a predicted model, not a curated record. Bases 1 to 4593 code for a protein of 1530 amino acids.